This is a messenger RNA of Paramecium tetraurelia, 1095 nucleotides long. RefSeq lists its product as uncharacterized. NCBI's taxonomy places the organism in Eukaryota, Ciliophora, Oligohymenophorea, Peniculida, Parameciidae. The record is from RefSeq and is a predicted model, not a curated record. The transcript has 4 exons.
AUGUAUUGCUUUUUUAAAACAACCACAACAACAAAAAGAAGUUUUUUUGAACUCAAAUCCAUCAACUUAGCGUUGUAUCCAAUAGAACUCCAAGUCAUACAGGACGCCGAUGAAUUGAGAAACAAAAUCAUCUAGGGAGAUUUUUAAGUCAUUCCACAAUAUUUACAAUUUUUCCUUAACAAUUUAAAACCCAUCCUAAACAAAUAGUCGCUUUUCCAUCCCUCUUUCACCUAUGAACCAAUUGUAAGCAAUUGCUAAUUGAAGUCACCCUAAGAUAGCCAAGAAGCCUUUGAAACAGAUUAUGUGAUGCUAAUCUACACAUAUUGUUGCGGCUAGUUAUUUGAUAGUUUACAGCAAAUCAAAAAUAUAAGAUAAGCAAUCAUUGAGAACAAAUGUCCUAAUCCAAAAGAUGUAGACGUUAUCUUGCAAAAGAUGAAAACUUCAUACGCUUUCCUAAAACACAUAAAAAGUGAUUCCUAACAGUUGUUGCCUAAACUUUCUGCGAAGAAAAUCUUUGAUUUCGAAGAAUUUAGUUCUUAAUUUUUCAUUAGAUAUAAUACAUACUUUAUCAUUAUGGCCAAUUUAAUUCACUUUGAAAAGAUGUAGUAACUGAAUUAGGAAUAGGAGUUGAUCAACAGACAAAAUUUAUGCAGCACUAUGUUUAAAUUGUUGGUCUCUAUUGGGAAUUUUGGACAAGAUAGGUUGGGGGUGUAUUUAACCUACUUAUCAAUCUACUUGAAAUGCUUAGGAUACAAAAGUAUUAUGGAUCGAUAUUUGUACAACAUUCAAAAGGAGAUUUAUAGGGAGAAGGGCUUUACGGUAAUGGUUUUAGAAAUGAUUCAAUUGUGCUAGGAGUUAAAAUAGAUUUGUAUGAUAAUCCUAAAUAAAGAUUUGAAUGAAGAUUAUAUGGAUAUAUUCAAAAUUUAAGCGUAAAGAUGGAUAGCGUUUUCAGAUCUUCAAGUACGAGUGCAUUCAGGAAUUGCCAGAAAUCCGUAACCAGUUCAAACCAAUGAAUAGAUCCUAUUGAAUUCUGGCUAUUUCAAUUGUGUUGGAUUGAUUAAUUCAUAUAUGUUACUAUUUAAAUUUAUUUGUUGA